UCGUGUAAUUUUGAGCGUGACAACAAAGCCAAGUGUCAAAGCUUUUCACAUCGCAGCAUAUAUUUUGUAGCCCGCAAAAGUUUCAAAAAUAACCGAGUUUUUCUGUUAAAUUCAUUCCAUUUUAUUCAAAUAUUGAUAUUGACAAAACCAGCUGAAUAGAUUCCAUCAAAAUGUCAGCCAAAGAGGAAAUGAAGGAGGCGGCAGCGUCUGUAUCGACUGUACCGAAUGGAGGAUCCAGUGAGGAAAAAUCGGAUACUAUUGAAGUGAAAACCGAUCUCGUGAAGAAAGAACCGUCGGUUUCGGACAAUGUCGAUGAAGAAACCGAGGAGUUUGAAAUGGCGCCGGACGACUUGGACGAUUUCGUUGUGCUGGAUGAAGCGGAAAUCUCCGACAACGAGGCGGAAGAUGGUCGGAAAUGGAUUGACGAGGACGAUGGGAAGCAGUGGGACUGUCCAGUGCAUCGAUUAGCACCACGCACCUACACCCGGAGCCAACUGGAGCCAUCGGAAUUGGACCCCCGUUGCAAACCUGAUUGGCCAUUGGCCGGGUAUUAUCCGGUUUAUGUCGGAAAUUUCUAUUUGCCCAAAAAGACCUCAGACUACAAUUUUAUAUUUGCUGUUCACAAAUAUUUUGCGUCUAAAGGUCUGCCUGCGUUUAUGGUAUUCCGGUUGAAGGAUUCAUUUUUUGAAAACUACCAAAAACGCAUAGGAAUGUAUGACAUGUUGGUGUACUUCAUAAAUAAGAAGGAUGCGACCCGAGCCAUCAACACCUGCCACCGGGAUUUGUACUAUGGGCAUCGAUUGAAAGUGUAUUGUGGUCGUACUUCGUCCCACGCAGCUAGCCGUGACAAGUCCAAGUUCUUUAAGGUUAAACAUUUGAAGGCAGAAGACAAACUGGAGACGGAGACUAAUCUGGAGAAGGCCAUGCGCCGUUAUGGACAAGUUCUUUUCCUCAGUAAGCAUAAUCUGGAUUAUUUCACGGUUUUAUUAGCUCAAAAACCGGAUAGAGCAGAAUCAAUCAAACAGAACGCUCGCUAUGAAGCUACCAUCAACAAAGGCACGGUACGAAAACAGCGCUUCAUUGAGGAAGAUGUUUUGGAAAAUCUAACAAAAGAGAUUUCCGAUAAUCCGAAAUUUAUGCGGACUCGUGUGCGCCAUCUUUAUCUUAAGUACAUUGCGCAUGGAGUCAUUCCUGAAAUGUAUAAGCAAUGGAAUGCACGAGACUUGAAGGAGGUGAAGCCUCAAUCUCAUUCUCAACCGAAUACUCGCCAGCACUAUGAAAAAGAACAGUUCGCGUACAAACGCAGGUACGAUGACGAUGGCUACGGAGGAAACGGUGCUUCACUGCCGAAGAGCAGACGGCAACUGCUAAGAGAAGCCAGAUCGCUGGAAGUGCAGUUGAGGGCCGUGCAGUCGAAAAUACACCAAAGGAAGAUUUUUCAACCUAAUUCGCUACCGCCGAAGAUAUCAUCUAAGCCGGUGACAAUCCAAAAUGCUACCCCGGGUGAAACGAAACCUAAACGACAGAGAAGCGAUGCUCAAAUCAUGAGGCAGCGUGUUCGAGGCGCUCGACGUCGUCGUUGGCCAAAGGUCGAUAAGAUUAAACCGGAAGUGGAUGCGUCAGUAUGAUGAUGAAACAUAAAAGAAUAUGGCAUUAUUAUUCCCACAUUGUGACAACAUUAUAUAAAUUAAUAAACUUUCCUUUUGAUGCAUUAGAAAAUAAGAACCUUGAAGAUCAAUAAAUCAAUGCGAAAUGAA
Messenger RNA from Armigeres subalbatus, 1757 nucleotides. RefSeq lists its product as uncharacterized. The record is from RefSeq and is a predicted model, not a curated record. NCBI's taxonomy places the organism in Eukaryota, Metazoa, Arthropoda, Insecta, Diptera, Culicidae. The transcript is spliced from 4 exons. Bases 171 to 1628 code for a protein of 485 amino acids.